AGGCUACAGCGCGACUAUAAUUUGUUGAGGCGCAGCAAACCGUAUUUGGGGAGAAAGGGGUUAAGGAGUCAACCAAACGUUUGGAAAGACGCUGUUCGAGCAUAUAUCCCCUCCCCCUUACACAAACACACCGCUUGGAAUACACUGACAGUUAUGCAGCCUGUUCCAGUUCCUCUGAGCCAGCAUACAGUAAUGUUACGGUUAUUGUAAAAUACGGCAGACCAGCGAAGUCUGUUGCCUGGCUCGUUUGUUUCUGUCCUUUCCUUCUUCGCCGCUGCUUCUUCCAGAGUGGACACCAAUGAUGUACAGGAAGAUAAGGAGCAGCAAAGGUCAGCAAGACGGAUCGAUGCACAUAUCGGUGAUAAAGUAGACACCGCCGUCAGAACAAAAACAGCUUAUUUUUCGCAUGAAACCUGGCAGGAUUUGGCUCGGCUUCUUGGUCGUUUCCAAAGACUCAGGAUGAGGAAACCCAAAGUCAUUCGGAUGGUUUUCGCUUUGUGUCUGGGAUGUUUCAUCAUGGUCAUCCUCUACUUUAACAGCAGUCUGAAGCCGGUUGAAUAUACACCUCGGAGCCAGUCGGUGAAAGAAGCAGUGGGCAGAAGUCGAGGAGGAGUCCUCUACAGAUGCUUUAUGAUGGUGACCAGGAUUGGGAAUGUGGUGAUGACCCAGCAGUUGAUGGAAGCACCACUGGCAGCUGCAGAGCCGACUAUGACUGAUACCGUUGAGGCAGCAGUACAGGCCAUCCAUCAGGGCCGACGGGAGGUGUUAGAAGAAGCCUGCCGUUCCUACACCCGCAAACGCAGAGUCCUCAUACCUGAGGACCUGAAGCACGUCAUUGUGGAUGACCAGCAUGGCUUGCUGUACUGCUAUGUGCCCAAAGUGGCCUGCACCAACUGGAAGCGGGUGCUCAUGGUUCUGACAGGCGUUGCUGGGUCCCUCCGAGACCCUCUGGCGAUCCCUGCCAACGAGGCCCACGUCCCAGGAAACCUCCGCACUUUAUCGGAGUAUUCCACCUCCCAGAUUAACCAGCGCCUGCGCUCCUACCUGAAGUUCGUCUUCGUACGCGAGCCAUUCGAGCGGCUGGUGUCUGCGUACCGCAACAAAUUCACACGGAGCUACAACACAGCUUUUCAUAAACGAUACGGCACAAAGAUAGUGCGCCGCCACAGACCGGACCCACAGCCGGAAGCUCUUGAGAGGGGAAAUGACGUCUCCUUUGAGGAGUUUGUGUAUUACCUCGUGGACCCGGCCACCCAGCGAGAAGAGCCCUUCAAUGAGCACUGGGAGCGGGUGCACUCACUGUGCCACCCCUGCCUCAUCCACUACGAUGUGGUGGGUAAAUAUGAGACGCUGGAGCAGGACUCCCGCUACGUGCUGCAGCUGGCUGGUGUGGAAGACCAGGUCAGCUUCCCCACCUCAUCCAAGAGCACCAGGACUACAGCAGACAUGGCUGCCCAGUUCUUCCACAACAUCAGUCCCUUCUACCAGAAGAAGCUGUACAACCUCUAUCGCAUGGACUUCCUGCUCUUCAACUACUCCAUACCAGCCUACCUCAAGUUUAAAUGAGGCUGAGACGUUACUUAUCCACGGACUCGACUUGAACUUGUGGAGCGUGGACUCUUGUAAAAGUAUAGUUUGUUUUUGAGAUUUUUCUCUCUGAGUGGGCCUUUAAUACGGACACUGCAAAUACUGUUGAAAAUGUAUCCUGUUUAGAGCUGCAAAGUAAAGAUACAAGUAGGAGAGGACAUGUCAUCACAAGAUGAAAGUUGUUGCCUAAAGAAGACAAAUUAUAUUUUACUGCAAACAGCGAUCCAGUGGAUGUCGGUCACUGCCUUUGAAUGUGUGAAAUGCCAUUCAACUUUUGGUUUGAUUACGGUUCUUGUCUGCUGUUUCAAAAGUGUAAUUUGCACAACAAAUGUAAUCUGCAUAGCAUAGUUGAAGUUAAAAUCUUAGACAGUGAAUGUCUCCAAACUUAUGUGCCUUUGAUCGUAGGCCUUAUUUUCACCUAAGCAGCCAAUGACAACUUUUGUAACUGUGAUUUUUUGUUUUUGUACUGUAGGAAAAUAUUUUUGUGUAAUUAUAAUAUUGUCUUUAUUUAUUGUGUUAUUUCUGACUCUACAAAGUCAGACAAACCAAAAUAGAUAUAGGCUGUAGUUUCUCUCAUAAUUUUCAAAUAAAUGCAUCUCAGCAAGAA
Messenger RNA from Siniperca chuatsi (mandarin fish), 2194 nucleotides. RefSeq names its product carbohydrate sulfotransferase 11-like. Gene Ontology annotation, biological process: proteoglycan biosynthetic process; carbohydrate biosynthetic process. Gene Ontology annotation, molecular function: sulfotransferase activity. NCBI's taxonomy places the organism in Eukaryota, Metazoa, Chordata, Actinopteri, Centrarchiformes, Sinipercidae. The transcript is spliced from 5 exons. The record is from RefSeq and is a predicted model, not a curated record. Bases 460 to 1566 code for a protein of 368 amino acids. Gene Ontology annotation, cellular component: membrane.